AUGCAGCAGCCUCCACUUAUAAAGUGUGAAGGGGCACUCAACGCUUCUCUUAGUGAUUUUUACGAUUCACUGCGCAGCAACUCCAGAGAACUCCUCCGUAAAACUGGAGAUCUCAUCAAAAUGGAAGAUGAGGCAAAUAGAGCUUUACAGCAGGCUUCUAACUCAGAAACAGUAGAAACAACAACAACAUCAACAACGAUGGGAUUCCCAAUCCCCACAAUAAUUAUGUUUCGUGGUACGAUAACAAACUUAAAUAAUUUAUUACUUUCAUUAAAAGGUCGGUUUAAUGGAUUCACUCUUGAGGAACGGGAAGUACUGCAGCGUAUUGUUAUUCUCGUAAAGUUAUUAGCAUGGUAUUGUUUUGCUACCGCACGUACAGCAGAUGGAGCCGAGAAUGAUCUUCAAUCCCAUGUGAGUAGUGGCCGCACGACACCCAUGCAGCGUAUGCCGCGUCGUCAGAACAAAAGUAAUAAUAAUAAUAAUAAUAGUAAUAAUCCUAAUACCAAUACUAAUAAUGGUAAUAGUAGUGUAGAUAAUGGAUAUCCAGCUGUAGAGGCACAAAUGGCAGAGGAGACAUUUCGUCUUGCCGUAAAUGUCGUUGUGCGUUUCUCUUGUUAUAUGCCGGUAGAGAAACAAAAAAAAGAAAAUAAUAAUAAUAAUAAUAAUAAUAAUAAUAAUAAUAAUAAUAACGAUAAUAAUAGUAAUACAUCAGUGGAUAAUAGAAAUAUACAUGAGAAACUCUGUAUAGAACUUCGUACAUCCGCAUUAUAUCUAUUGACAGCUGCAUUAAUGCGAUUUCGUAGUACACCUUUUAAUACCAUGCGAUAUCUACCGGCAUUAUUCCCUGAAGUAGAUGCCAGAGAUCCACGUACAUUUCACCCACUACUAACACCAUUAUUCUGGGAUAAAGAAGAGAGUGUUCGUGCAGCUGCGGCUAUUCUUCUUUCUUCUUUAUUACGUAAAUUACAACGGAGCUUUCAAUAUGCGGAAGAACCACAACAAAAGCGACAAUCUUUCUCCUCAUUAGCAUCUCAAAGUGGUCGGGUAUUGGUAUCUUUACAUGACUCCUUACUUUGGGCAAUUGAAUUACCUGGAAAUUUAUCAGGAAUACAUAGUGAUAAUAAUAAUAAUAUUUCUUCUUCUUCUUCUAGUGUAAAUGUUUCUAUAUUCGCAUCCAAAGGACUUUUACUCUCUGUAUUUACGGUACUCGUUACUUGUACACCAUACCAGCGAUCUCCACAUUCUUUUCAUGUGCUUCAACGUACAUUUAAAUUACCAUUACUACGUGAUGCUCUUUUAAAUGAUCGUUCAGAGGAAUUUGCACUAACAGCAGCUUUUCUUACUCAGGUAUUUAAGGAAGAUUCUCUGGUUAAUAUGUUAUUAACUCAAUUUUCAUCUAAAAAAGAAAAAGAGGAUGUACAUAAAAAAGGUUCCAAAGAGAUUUCUGUAGAACCUGAUAUUGGUGAAAUGUUGUUACUUAAUUCAUUACUAACACACGCAUCACAUCGUGUAGAAGUAUGGAGAUGUGUUGUGCAGCUCUCUCGUAUUCAUCCAUCCAUUGUUGCUGCACGCUUUACGACUCUAAUGGAGACUUCUCGUGCACUUUUAAACUCUUUACAAUCAAUGAAGGAUGAUCAUAAUAAUAAUAAUAAUAUGAUUACCGAAGGAACAACAGGAGAUACAUUAGGAGAAUGUCUUCGAGCUUGGUUACAUUUUAUGGGUUAUGUUUGGCAGUCAUUUGAUGGUCAUUCCGCAGAUCCGGCACUUCGUCAAGAUCACUCUGCUUACCGGGCAACAUUAGAUCAAAAAAGAAAGAUUGUAGAAGAUCUCGUUAUGCCAACACUUCUCUUAACAGCAAAUGGGUGUUACUAUCAUGAUGCCAGACGAACAGCCCUUCGUUGUGUAGCACAAGUAGGUGAAGAGUUUAUGUCAUCCUUAAAGACUGAAGAAUGUGAAAAGAUUGUGGAAGAAGUCUUGAGAAGUACUACCGCACAUGAUAGUAGUCUUCGAGCUGAGGCCUUCACAACAGUGGGUGUGUGGGUAUGGCAGUAUAAUACUUUCCAUAAAUGGUUUCCUGAGUUUGUGGAUCGUGCUGUAGAUGCACUUUGUAAUGAUACAGAGGCUGAGGUUCGCUGUAAAGCUGCAUUUGCAUUAUCUAAUCUUACUUCACGUCUUGAUGAUGAUAAUAAUAAUGAUCACAAUAAUAAUAAUAAUAAUAAUAAUAAUAAUAAUAAUAAUAAUAAUAAUAAUAAUAAUAGUAAUCCAUUACGCAAUUCCCCACAUCAUAUGCAAUUACUCUGUGAUGUUGCCAUGCAUGCCGCCCAAACCCAAAGUGAUGCUAUCGUUAUGGGCCAUGGUAUUCGCAUGAUGAGUCAUCUCCUACGCAGUCUCACCUUUGAGGAACUUAUCAGUGAACUCGCCGAACAACAGGUCGGCGUUGCGGAAGGGUUUCUCAGCACCCUCCUUCGUUUUCUCCUACCCUCCAAUCGAGAUGCCAAACUGCGCUGGAAUGCCGCGUAUGCACUCGGCCGUGGACUCGCCAGGAAUGUCGUGUUUGACGCCGAGCCGCAGGAGUCCACGCGGGCGGUGGAGCGUCUCUGCGUGCUGGUCGGCCACGAUCGCAUCUUCAAAGUCCGCACGCAGGCCGCAGGGGCACUCGCAUCUCUGCACACGCCGUCUUUGGCCGCCGGCCGCUACGCCGCGGAGGAUCUCGCGCCGAAAGUCACGCGGGCAUUAUGUGAGGCCCUGCGGGACGGCACCGGCGCCGUGGAGAGUUACGCGCAGUACAGAGAACAGGACUCGCUGCGGGCCGCACUGCGACAGGCACUGCAGGUGAUGAUAACAACAGCCGCCCCAAGUGCACAGCUGCAGGAUGUGUUUGCAGAGUACCGUCAGCUGCUGGAGACGGAGCGGCUUUUGUGA
This is a messenger RNA of Trypanosoma theileri, 2922 nucleotides long. RefSeq lists its product as uncharacterized. The record is from RefSeq and is a predicted model, not a curated record. The transcript has a single exon. The coding region runs from base 1 to 2922 and encodes 973 amino acids. Lineage: Eukaryota; Euglenozoa; Kinetoplastea; Trypanosomatida; Trypanosomatidae.